UUAUUCUAUACACGUGGCAAAUGUAUAAUAUAUUAGUCAUUAUUUUAACAAAAAAAUCACUAUCACGUGGUUCUUAUUUAUUUAGCACAAUCACAAAUUCAAAUCAACCGCGUAAUAUUUCCCUUAUUCACUAAUCCCUUGUCCACGUGCGACUCUUCUCCCCCCUUUGACCAACACACGCUUCUUUUUUAUGUGUUGACUUAUCCCACCUCAAAACACACACAUAUAUAUAACCACCUCAUUUGCAUCACUCUCUUCAUCCAACUUAAAAUCCGUUACACUCUCAAUUCUCAACUCGAUCAUUUCAAAAUGGUCAAGAAAUCGCCGGAGUACCAGCCAAACGACAACAGUAGCAACGUUAACUCGAUUAAAUAUAAGGGUGUACGCAAGAGGAAGUGGGGUAAAUGGGUGUCCGAAAUCCGUCUCCCUAACAGUAGGGAGAGGAUUUGGCUAGGUUCGUAUGACACGGCUGAGAAGGCAGCACGUGCAUUUGACGCGGCACAAUUUUGUUUACGUGGCAAAUCCGCUAACUUUAAUUUUCCCGAUAAUCCACCUGAAAUUGUUGGAGGACGAUCAAUGACUCCGUCUGAGAUCCAAGUUGCGGCCUCUAGGUUCGCUAAUAACUCGACAAAUGAGGAUGAUCGAGGCCGAUUAGAGGAGAAUCCUAUGGUGGAGGAGUCGGGUGAGGCGUUGUCAUACUCACCAUCUAUGUCGGAUGGAACAACAGCAACAACUCAAAUAGAUGGUUAUACAUAUACUAGUAGUAGUUUUGAGGUUGCAGGGGUAGAGGCGUCAUUUCAAGAUCAAUUAAGUUUGAGUAAUGCACUCGGGUCGGGUAAUUACGUGUCGGAUUUCGGGUAUUUAACCGGGUUUGAUGAUUUUACAGGGGGUGAUUAUUUUGCAACACAACAUGAGUCCAAUAAUAAUUUUGAUUACGCUGGUCAAGUGGCCGAGGAAACUUAUGAUGCUUCACUUUACCAAGACUCUUACCUUUGGAACUUCUAGUUGAUUGAACAUACGACUAGUAAAUUACGGAGUAUCCAGUAGUAAAUUACGGAGUAAAGAUGUGGGAAUUUGGAAUCAUUUUUUUUCAACUUUCAAAUUCUGAUAAUCAGUCCAUAAUUAUUAGAUUAAUUACUUGGACAAAUAAGUAACUUUUUAGGACACAAAUUGUAAUACAAGUAAGAGAUUUUUUAGCAUUUUUGUUGACCUUCUCAGUCUUUUUUUUUU
Messenger RNA from Chenopodium quinoa (quinoa), 1230 nucleotides. RefSeq names its product ethylene-responsive transcription factor ERF017-like. The transcript has a single exon. Gene Ontology annotation, molecular function: DNA binding; DNA-binding transcription factor activity. NCBI's taxonomy places the organism in Eukaryota, Viridiplantae, Streptophyta, Magnoliopsida, Caryophyllales, Amaranthaceae. Bases 310 to 1005 code for a protein of 231 amino acids. The record is from RefSeq and is a predicted model, not a curated record. Gene Ontology annotation, biological process: regulation of DNA-templated transcription.